CCGGGCGAAGGGCUAGAGUCCACGAGCUACCGAUCGCAGGGACGGCAUCAAAUCUGUUUCCGCGCAUUCAUGCCCUUCUGGCCGGUUUCUCACGUUGUUCUUGCAGGGCCCAGCGGCUGCCAUGUACGCACAACGCGCGGGGUCCUUUCGCGCGAGCGACAUGCCUGGAAGUUCUUGGAGCUGCAUGCUGUUGCUGCUACGUUCUGUUGGCUCAUGAACAUCGCGCUGGUAAAAAGGGGAAAAGGUGAGGUGAAAACGAGGUGUGACUGGUCUGGUACUACACUGUUGUUACAGGGACGUUUCAGAAGGAAUAUUGCUACCGUACCAGGUAAGUUCAGGGGUUUCACAGGCAUGGCUGUAGUUUGUGUGAACAGCACACACGCACAGUGCCGUGUGUGUUACCAUUGUUGCCCAGUGUCCUAGCAAAAUCCUUGGACGGGCUACCCAUGCCUGAAUUUAUGGGGCGUGGAGCUCCACGGACGUUCAACAAGAAAUACCUGCUGCACACUGGCUGGCUGCUCAGUGUUAACUCCAUUAGCCCAUCGCACACCAUAGAGCUCGGUGAGCGGCCGGUGUCUCGCGCACCGCCGGCUCCAUUCGUCCGUUUAAGAGAGACCUGUACGUGAACUCCCUCUCUUCCAUCCAUCAGCUCUCUCCCACUCUGCUUCUGCUCUUUCAUCAGGCACUUGACGCUCGCAAGCUUGGUGCCUCGCACGACCAUGCCGAGGCUGCCGGGGGAUCGUUGCUCCCCCUCGCCGGCGGCGCUGGCUGCGCGGUGGUCCCUCGCGCUCCUGGCCGCCGUCCUCGGGGGCGGCGUCCCGCCGGCGGCGGCGCUCGGCUGCUACACGCGCAUCUUCAGCUUCGGCGACUCGCUGACGGACACGGGCAACUACGUCCGCCUGACGGCCACGAGCCACAGCCCCUACGGCGCGCCGCCCUACGGGCGGACGUUCUUCGGCCUCCCCACCGGCCGCGCCAGCGACGGCCGCCUCGUCAUCGACUUCAUCGCGGAGGAGUUCGGGCUGGCGAACGUGACGGCGAUCCAGACGGGCACGGCGCUGGCGGACUUCCGGAACGGCGCCAACUUCGCCAUCAUCUCGGCCACCGCCAACAACGGCACCUUCUUCGCGGGCAACGGCAUGAACAUCAACCCCUUCUCGCUCGACACGCAGAUGCUCUGGUUCCGGACCCACCUCGGCCAGCUCGAGCGGGCGGCGGCGGCGGCGGGGCAGCAGCAGAACGCCAGCUCCGGCGCGCUGCUGGGCGGCGCGCUGGUGGCGCUGGGCGAGAUCGGCGGGAACGACUACAACCUGGCCUUCUCGGGGGGCGUGCCGCGGGAGACGGUGCGCGGGUUCGUGCCGGCCGUGGUGGAGAAGCUGGCGGCGGCCGUCGAGGAGCUCGUCGGCAUGGGCGCGCGCACGUUCGUGGUGCCCGGGAACCUGCCCUUCGGCUGCACGCCGCUCUACCUGCGGCGGUUCGGAGGCGACGCCGGGUACUGGGACUACGACGCCUCAACGGGGUGCCUGGCCUGGUUCAACCGCUUCGCCGAGUACCACAACCAGGUGCUCACCGCGCGGCUGGACAGGCUCCGGCGCCGCCACCCGGGCGUCACCAUCGUCUACGCCGACUGGUACGGCGCCAUGAUGAGCAUCUUCCGGGGCCCCAGGGAGCAAGGGUUCACGAACGCCCUGCGGAGUUGCUGCGGGAACCAGACGGUGCCGUGCGGCAAGCCCGGGUGCCGCGUCUGCGACGACCCGUCGACGUACGGGUCCUGGGACGGCACGCACCCGACGGAGGCGGUGUACAAGGUGAUCGCCGACGGGGUGCUGCACGGGCCGUACGCGUCCCCGGUCCCUCUCGCCGAGACCUGCUGAAAGUCGAAUCAGCCUUCUGCCUCCGGAUGGCCCGCUGAUCCUUACUAGAUUCAUUCUUAUAUACAUGGUUAUAAGCUGUAGAGUGGUAACACAUCAGAGUUACGUACGUGUGUAGCUGCAAUGACGUUACAGACAACUUCGUCUCAGGCACAGGGUACAGUAAGGUUGACAGAUUUCACUAGAACAGAAGUGGUGCAGUUAGAAAUUGUGUGUGUAGUACAAAGGCUGAUGUGACCUGUGAGCGUUUGCGUCUGUAAUCUGUGAGUUUUGGAGGGGGGGAAGAUCCAUACGAUGCCCCAGAAACAUAGUGCCAAUAUAAACGUCCAGAGUGAAGUUA
Messenger RNA from Panicum hallii, 2211 nucleotides. Its product is annotated as GDSL esterase/lipase At1g28600-like. Gene Ontology annotation, molecular function: hydrolase activity, acting on ester bonds. The coding region runs from base 720 to 1874 and encodes 384 amino acids. The record is from RefSeq and is a predicted model, not a curated record. The transcript has 3 exons. Lineage: Eukaryota; Viridiplantae; Streptophyta; Magnoliopsida; Poales; Poaceae.